Molecule: messenger RNA, 4167 nt
Organism: Apodemus sylvaticus (European woodmouse)
Lineage: Eukaryota; Metazoa; Chordata; Mammalia; Rodentia; Muridae
Gene: Poglut3
Product: protein O-glucosyltransferase 3
Exons: 8
Coding region: 52-1575 (507 amino acids)
Cellular component (GO): endomembrane system
Molecular function (GO): protein binding; glucosyltransferase activity
Source: RefSeq, a predicted model, not a curated record
GGCCCGGCGCUCCAGCCCCUCCCUGGCCAGCGCAGCUGAGAGCCGGCGACCAUGCACCGCGCCCGGCGGGCCCUGCUGCUGCCGCUGCAGCUCGCCCUGCUGGUGGCAGCGGGGGCCGGGGCGCGCGUGAGCGCCCCGCGGAGCCUGGCGUGGGGCCCUGGGCUGCAGGCCGCCGCCGUCCUGCCCGUGCGCUACUUCUUCCUGCAGUCGGUGGACUCGGACGGCCGGAACCUCACUAGCUCGCCGCCAGGUCAAACACAGUUCAAAGUAGUGGUAAAAUCCCUUUCACCUAAAGAGUUGGUCCGUAUUUAUGUCCCUAAACCUUUGGACAGAAAGGAUGGCACAUUUUUGGUGAGAUACAGGAUGCAUGAGACGGUCCAUGAAGGGCUCAAGAUAGAGAUCCUUUAUGGUAGUGAACAUGUGGCCCAGUCUCCCUAUAUUUUAAAAGGACCCGUGUACCAUGAGUACUGUGAUUGCCCAGAAGACAACCCGCAGGUCUGGCAGAAAACCCUGUCUUGUCCAGCCAAUGAACCACAGAUCGAACUGGAUUUUGUUUCCUUCCCCAGCAUUAAUCUCCAGCAAAUGCUGAAGGAGGUCCCCAAAAGAUUUGGGGACGAGCGGGGUGCCGUGGUUCACUACACAGUUAUCAAUAACCACAUCUACCGCAGAUCUUUGGGGAAAUACACAGACUUCAAAAUGUUCUCUGAUGAAAUUUUGCUGUCACUAGCAAGGAAGGUCACCCUCCCAGAUUUAGAAUUUUAUAUCAAUCUUGGAGAUUGGCCCUUGGAGCAUCGAAAAGUCAAUGAUACCCCCAGCCCUAUACCUAUCAUUUCCUGGUGUGGCUCCGUAGACUCAAGAGACAUUAUCCUUCCAACCUAUGAUGUCACCCACUCCACACUCGAAGCAAUGAGGGGUGUCACAAAUGACCUCCUCUCUGUUCAGGGAAACACGGGGCCUUCCUGGAUCAAUAAAACAGAGAAAGCUUUCUUCCGAGGUAGAGAUAGCCGGGAGGAGAGGCUGCAGUUGGUACUUCUGUCCAAAGAAAAUCCACAGCUGCUAGAUGCAGGAAUUACAGGAUAUUUCUUUUUCCAAGAGAAAGAAAAAGAGCUUGGAAAAGCCAAGUUGAUGGGUUUCUUUGAUUUCUUUAAGUACAAGUACCAGGUGAACGUGGACGGGACUGUGGCUGCGUACAGGUAUCCAUACCUCAUGCUGGGCGACAGUCUGGUCCUGAAGCAGGAUUCGCCCUACUAUGAACAUUUCUAUGUGGCUCUCAGGCCCUGGAAACACUACGUUCCCAUUCAAAGGAACCUCAGUGAUUUACUAGAGAAAGUGGAAUGGGCCAAGGAAAAUGAUGAAGAAGCAAAGAAGAUUGCGAAAGAAGGGCAGUUAGCUGCUAGGGACCUGCUCCAGCCGCCCAGACUUUACUGCUACUAUUACAGAGUACUGCAGAAAUAUGCUGAGCGCCAGGCGAGCAAGCCCAUGGUCCAUGAGGGGAUGGAACGUGUUCCCCAGCCGGAAGAUGGCACCUCCAUCUGCCAGUGCCAUAGGAAGAGGCCUGAGAGGGACGAGCUUUAAGGAGACCCAGCUCCACGCUCCUCUGUGUGCCGGCUGCAUCUUUAAGACUUGUGGAAGAUGCUAAGCUGUGAAGAAACAGAGGAACCAGGCCGGGUGGAUUAGGCUUACACCUGUAAUCCUGGCACAAUGGAGGCAGAAGCAAGAGGAUUUCAUUAGAGCAAAGCCUACGUGAGAUUUGUGGUGACUUCCAGACUGGAUCUUAUCAAAAAGCCAGAACAAAACAGAAGUACAGAGAAAUGCUAAGCAUUUAAUCCCACACUCAAGAACCUAAGUCAGGAAGAUCAUGAGUUUCACUAUUACAGAAUAGCUUUGGAGCUGUUUGUAUGCCCUGGUGGAUACAAAGGCUCACAGGUCCCUGGGAAUCUGUAGAUGGCACAGUCACAUGCACUGGCUUGUUUCCAUCUUUAUCAAAGGUCACUUUCACUUACUUUUACAUUCAGUUAUGAAGGGAAAAGUGUUUUGGGAGGUCUGAGUCUCUCCUCGCUGUGUGGUUUAUCCUCAUGCACGCUGUUCCCGACGCUUGGUGACAGCAGCCUCGUUCUGGAAGAUCUGAUGAGAUUCACUAAGGAGCAAGCCACUGCCGCUUAAGGUGGCGUGGGGACUGGAGGAGCAUGCCGUAUUGUCUAAACCUUUUCAGCUAGGUGUUUUCCAGGACUUAAUACAGAAUUAAGGAGAACUAAGUGUGCAUGGCAACUCACAAUCUGGACUGUACCCCUCUUAAAGACAGCACAGCUACAGAUGUAGAUGAUGGCAUCCUGUGGGCGUUUAUGCACUGGGAAUAUAAAAACAGCAGCCAUCCAAGUGAGGUCUUUCAUUCUGUUUAUCCUUCUGAGAGUCCUUGAAAAUUGUUACAGCCAGAUUCAGGAAGCCCCAGUAUCCUGGGAUUCACUAAUAACCCAAUGACAAAGGCUGGCACUCAGUCCUGGAUCCACAGAUCCUCCCGCUCCCGUAGGUUGAUAAACAGCCUACUGAAGCUGUUAAGAUAAAGGCUUACAUUGCCUCCACAUUUUAGGACAAGGUUAAGAUCUAAAUCUCAUACCAUAAAUUCAUUUUUGAUUCCUCAGAACAGCAUCAAUCCAAGAUUCCUCACAAAAUGUGCUCUAAAACAAGAGCUACCCACACUCCCAGAGUAAAGGUUCUCCCUGAACUCAAAUACUCAUUUGCUCAUAUCUGUUCCCCCCAAAGACCAAUAAGAACACAAGAAUUUGUAUCUUGAACUAGAUCGUAGAAAUAUCAACAUGAUAAAUAUCCCAUAUGGACACGAGAAGAAAGACUGCCUCCCUCGCUUCUACCUCUCUAACCACAGGUUCAGAAAGCAUAUGGUAGUUUGUUAGAGACGCAUUCAUUUUUUUAAAUUGAUGUCGUUUGAGGCUAAACAGUCCUAGCAGAGAACUAGGAGAAAAGCAAGUUGAGACAAAUCGGGCAGUUUCUAUUGACUUGUCCAAGCCCCAGGAGUCUCAUUGAGACUCCAGACUCUUUGACACACAAACCUGCAGGGGACAUUUUACAUCCAAACUGUAACAAGUCUAUCAAGAAGUCUAGGUAAUUCCACUUGACCAUGGCCUUUGAAAUGAGUUUUAUAUGGCUUUGUGGUUCAUUAACUUGAACGUACCUGAGGGAAGCAAGUUGGAUUUUUAAGCCCUGAUUCCUUCCCUUCCAACUUUACCUGCUGUCCAUAUAGUCCAUUAGCCACUUUUAAUACUGAAAUUUUUAUUAAAAUAUAUCUGGCUUCAGGGGCUAUGAGUUGAGAGUAAAGAGAAACCACCGGAGAGGUUGGAGAGGGCAAGGGGGACAAUGAUAUAAUUAUAUUUUAAUUUCAAUAGAAAGAAAGUUUUAUAUGACUUUUGAAAAAGAGAGGGAUGUAAGGAUAUAAAGAUAUAGGUGUGCCCGUUUGAAUAAACUGUCAACAAUGUUUAUGGCUUCAAACUCUGAGAGGCCGUCACCCAUCAAGUGUGAGUGCAUUGCCUAAAUAGCUACUGAGGAGUCGAACUGAGUACCACCAUUAAGAAGAAGAAAACAGUUUUAAUUGCACUGUAAUGAAACAGACCAAAGGCAUGGGACAGAAUGUGAAGACAUUUCCUACAAGAAAGGGUCUUGUGAGAAGGACAGACUGACGGUGUUGGGAAGAGUACAGAGAGAGGUGGAUUUUAACUUUUGCUUUAUACCAUUUUAUAAUAUCCAAAUUGGUUUUAAACUAUGGAUAUAAAUCAAGCUGUAAAAUAAAAAUGUCAACAUGGUAAAAAAAUAAAUGUACAGAGGAGACAAUAGAAAGGGGAAAGAUGGCUGGGUGGUGGUGGCGCGCACCUGUAAUCCCAGCACGCUGGGAGGCAGAGGCAGGAGGGUUUCUGAGUUCGAGGUCAGCAUGGUCUACAGAGUGAGUUCCAGGACAGCCAGGGCUAUACAGAGAAACCCUGUCUCAAAAAAAACAAAUCCAAAAAAACAAAACAAACAAAAGAAGAAGAAGAAGAAGAAGGGGAAAGAAACAGAUACUUGUGUUUUCUACAAUGGCAUAUUAAGAACCUAUGUCUAGAACUUUGUCCUGUGGUUUUAUUAUAUACUCUUUCUUUUUUUUAAUAAAGCACAUUUUCAUAA